Molecule: messenger RNA, 1923 nt
Organism: Ceutorhynchus assimilis (cabbage seed weevil)
Lineage: Eukaryota; Metazoa; Arthropoda; Insecta; Coleoptera; Curculionidae
Source: the annotation of a GenBank genome assembly
GUUUUUUAUUUGAUUCGAGGUUGAAUUAAUGGACAAUCAUUAAACCGAAAUCGCUUGCGAUUUGUCAUAAAUAAUUUAUUAUUUUCGUUGCUAAAGAAACUGAUUCUUUCAUAGAUUUGAAUUAAUUUUUAUAAUCAUGUCCAAACCAAAUGUUCACACCUGCGACUUGAAACAAGACACUUUCGGUUUGCCCAAACUGCCUCCGAACGCUUCCUGCCACCGACGUUUCACUCGGAGGGUUCGAAAAUGUCUCACGUUGAAUCCGAACUCCACCAGCUCCAAGAGGUUCUUCAGGAACCGCUCAACGAUGAUAGCGGAGCAACGCAGGCAUUUGCGCGGUCCCUCUUUUAUCAUACAUCCUUUCAGCACCUUCAACAGGAUACGAGAAGCUGUAUUUUGCCUUUUGUGGACCAUCGAAAUGAUCGUUUCGCCGUUUUAUAUGAGUUUUGUUCACGUGGAAACGAUCUACUACAGAAGAACCCACAAAGAUACCGCCUACGAGCAAGACAAAUUUUUCACUAUCUACAAAAACUUCUUGUCGCCUUUGGAAGGCGUCCUCACGAUCAUGUUCUUUGUAACCGGCUACGUGAACAAAGGUACCAAAGAAAUUGUGAUCGAACCUACGAAAAUUUGGAAAAACUACCUGACCACCUACUACAGUAUCGAUUUGUUGAUGAAUUUGAAAUUCGGCAUUUACACCGAGAUCACUCGCAACUUGUACCUUGUGAACAUGAUUUGCAUGUUACGAGCUGGUACCGUACUAACUUAUCUAAAAGAAAUGGUCCUCAAUUUCAAAAUGCGCGAAGAAGUCCACGAUUGCUUGCGCCUCUUUAUGAUCACUUUGAUAAUCCUCAACAGUUACACGUGCUUCUACUAUUACAUCCCGUGGCUAUGUGGCGACGAAGAUUUUCCCGAACAUUCUUGGGCGGUGAGAGCGAACAUCGCCCCCGAGAGUGGAGUGGCCAAAUCCAAAGCCUACAUGGAAUCGUUGGAGUGCAUCGUGGUUCACUUCUUCGGCGCCGGAGAAGGCUUGCACGGCACUGUUUUGGAGGAUCGCCUACAAAAAUUCAUGCUUGUCAUCGUGAUGAUCAGCGGCAGGAUGUGGACUUUGUACGUGAUCGCUUGCGUAUUGAAAAUCUUCAGUGUGGUUACUAUUUCCGAAAGUAAAUACGAAGAGUAUUUGUUGCAAUUGGAGGUUUUUAUGAGACAGAAACGCUUGCCGCAAGUUUUGCGUAGUAGAUUGUUGGAGUAUUACCGGUACAAGUAUCAGAAUCAUUUUUUCAACGAGCAAGCCAUCUUUUCUACUCUUUCUUCGUAUUUGAGGCAAGAGCUGAUGCUGUACGGAGCCAGGAAGCUGAUCGCUAAGGUGGAGUUGUUCAAGGCGUUGCCUAGAAGCGUGGUGGGAGCCAUUAUCAGUAAUACGAGGCAGAUUGUUUAUUUGCCGACCGAUGUUAUUGCUAAAGCUGAAAAGAAUAAUUUGAAGGUGAUAUUGCUGAACAUAUCUAUUUUAUCUCGUCCGGAACUGUUGCUCUGACCACCGAAGAAGACGAGGAACUGGUUCACUUGGAAGACGGUGAUGAAAUCGGCCUUAUCGGUGCUUUUACUCCUCAAAGUUACUCUUACCAGUUCAAUUAUCAUGCCAUCGAAACUACCGAAAUAUAUUCCAUAAGCAAAAAGGACUUCAGAAAUCUCAUUUUCGAUCAUGACGAUUUGCUCAAGUAUUUUUCCAAGAAGGUGCAAGAGAAAAUCGACAAUUACAAGAACGUGGAAAAGGCGUACAAGUCGCACGGUCUGGAUAUAAUGAGCGAAUUGACCAGCGGCAAGAUUUUGGAACGGGCCAAAAAUAGACCGACGCAUUUUGACACCUAAUUUUAAUUUGUUGUUUUUUAUAGUUUGAUUAAAUUGGGUUAUUAUUUACUGUUA